AUGGACGUCUUACUCGAUGUUCUCGACACUUUUGUGUUUGAUCGUUUCUAUGCUUCAUUUGUCCCAGACAACUUCGUAGGGAUUGGAAAUUCCACAUUGUUUGAGCGGGACCCCAAUCUCAAUCGACAUGUCCGGGUAUAUUACCCCUUGGAACCAUCUCAAUGGGCCGAGUCGAGCUUUUGGAAGCGUGAUGAUCUUCCCAGACAAGCAUUCUCUUUAUUUUUGAUUGCAUGGGUCUUUGCGAUGAUCAUGUAUCUCCUGGGGAGCUUUGUUCUCUACCACACAAUAUUCGACAAACGACUGGUGGAACACCCGAGAUUUCUUCCGAAGCAACUACAACUCGAACUUAAACAAGGAAUUUCAGCAAUUCCGGUCAUUUCAGUUCUCACGGUUCCUUUUUUCCUGGCGGAGAUUCGUGGCUGGUCCAAACUAUACGACUUUUCCAGCGAGGCUCCAUUCUGGGCAUACACCUAUUUGCAGUACCCGUUGUUCAUUCUUUUCACUGACAGCGGAAUCUAUUGGAUUCACCGUGGAUUGCAUCACCCCAGUGUUUAUCGCUGGUUGCACAAGCCGCACCAUAAAUGGGCUGUGCCGACGCCUUUUGCUAGCUAUGCCUUCCAUCCAUUAGAUGGCUGGUCGCAAAGUCUUCCCUAUCACAUUUUCCCAUUGGUCUUCCCGCUCCAAAAGACUGCCUAUCUAGGCCUUUUCGCAUUUGUCACGAUGUGGACUGUCCUCAUCCACGACGCCGAAUACAUGGCAAGCUCGGUUAUUAUCAACGGAGCAUCAUGUCACACAAUGCACCAUCUAUACUUCAACUACAAUUAUGGUCAAUUUUUGACUUUCUGGGAUCGGCUUGGAGGGACAUAUCGCACUCCAAAGGGCGAUAGUUUCAUGGAGAAGAAUGAUGAGGCUACGCUCGCGGCGAAGAAACAAAAGUAA
Penicillium argentinense is the source of this 939-nucleotide messenger RNA. Its product is annotated as sterol desaturase family protein. The transcript is spliced from 3 exons. The record is from RefSeq and is a predicted model, not a curated record. NCBI's taxonomy places the organism in Eukaryota, Fungi, Ascomycota, Eurotiomycetes, Eurotiales, Aspergillaceae. Bases 1 to 939 code for a protein of 312 amino acids. Gene Ontology annotation, molecular function: iron ion binding; oxidoreductase activity. Gene Ontology annotation, biological process: lipid biosynthetic process.